Molecule: messenger RNA, 906 nt
Organism: Symbiodinium pilosum
Lineage: Eukaryota; Dinophyceae; Suessiales; Symbiodiniaceae
Source: the annotation of a GenBank genome assembly
AUGAAGAAGUUCGUCAAGGUCCCUUAUGUUCGUCAUGGCGAUCCUACCAAGAAAGUUCGCAAUGAACGUCAGAAAUGGGGUCUUUCCAUUCAGAAACUCUUCAGCAUGAAGCAGCUUGCCCUUAUCCGAUUCCUUCAGAAGGACAAGAUUCUCCCCAAGUACAAGCAAUGCCCACAUUGCGGCGAGAAGAGCCUUACUAGCCUGCAGUACUCCAACAUCAAGGGCAUCUACGCGUACCGUUGCACUAAAAAGAAAUGUAUGAAACGAACACAGCCUCAUGAUCAUCAUCGUAUCUUCACGUCUGGCCGUGGCAACCGCGUCACCAGCUUAGUCAUGCAGGUUGCCAAUCUCUUCUGCGCAAUCCUCCUUUCCAUGGUCCAGACACACCUCCUACUGGACGUGGAUGACAAAAUUAUCGCGCGGAUCUACACGAACUUGGACAUCGCAAGGGCCAGUUUUGUAGUGCAGAAAGAGAAGGACAUCACGUAUGGCAACUGGAAGGAUGUCGAGGCUGACGAGGUUGAUCUCGGCAAGGGCACGUUCGAAAAUCACAGCUCACCACUAUUGAGCACGCGCUGGGAACAGUGGGGUGGGCUUGUGGAACGUGGUCGCUCCACAUCUCUCCGCCUCUUCCGCCUCAAUCCUAAGAACGCCAAGAAACGCGCUCCAGGACCAGGACCUAUCCGAAAACGGGAUUGGAAACCGAUCGCCAAAAAGCAUUUGGAGGGCAAGAACGUUAUUCUUCAUACAGAUGGAGCGCGCGCCUAUAAGAUGAAACUCUCGCAGGUUAUUUGGGAAAAGCCGCGUUAUACCAAGAUCUACAAGCUCAAGCUACCUACGGGCCAGAAGCUGACUGUUAAGAGCGGUACGCAGGAACGGGUUCCCAAGAUGAACACACACACAUGA